This is a messenger RNA of Stegodyphus dumicola, 1043 nucleotides long. RefSeq names its product single-stranded DNA-binding protein 3-like. Gene Ontology annotation, molecular function: protein binding; single-stranded DNA binding. Gene Ontology annotation, biological process: positive regulation of transcription by RNA polymerase II. Lineage: Eukaryota; Metazoa; Arthropoda; Arachnida; Araneae; Eresidae. Gene Ontology annotation, cellular component: nucleus. The record is from RefSeq and is a predicted model, not a curated record.
CGCCAUUCUCCAAUCGAAACAUUGUGCUGAUUUGUGAUAUCGUGAAAACAUGAUGUAAUUGUUUUUCUGAAUUUUAAGGAAACCGGCUACUGUAGGAUGCAGCGAAGUUCGCAAAUAAAUUAGAGACCAUAUUGUUAUUGAAGAAGAAGUGCCGGUAUUUUCUGUUGCUUGGAUUUAGUUAGCAGAAGCUGUAAUUUUCUGGGAUUGUUUUUCUACGAUGACGUACAGUUGAUCGGAAGGAAGUAAAACUGUGUUAAAUAUAAAAAAUAAGCGUAUUGAAUAAUUAUUUGUAUUUUACGAAUCCGAAUUGAUGUUUCUAUGGCAACUUUAUUGGUGGUGCUCUUUAUGUCUUGACCACAACGUGAAUGUUAGAUACUGGCAGCAUGUAUGCUAAAGGUAAAGGCUCAACAGUACCCUCGGAUGCUCAAGCAAGAGAAAAACUUGCUCUGUAUGUUUAUGAAUAUUUGCUACAUGUUGGAGCUCAAAAGGCUGCACAGACAUUCCUAUCAGAGAUAAGAUGGGAGAAAAAUAUAACAUUAGGAGAACCGCCUGGCUUUUUACAUUCGUGGUGGUGUGUUUUCUGGGACUUAUAUUGUGCAGCACCUGAAAGAAGAGAAACCUGUGAACACUCUAGUGAAGCUAAGGCAUUUCAUGAUUAUGGCUUUGUAAAUUCAGGUUAUGCUGUAAAUGGAAUUGCACAUAACCCAACAGCUCCCAGUCCGUUGGGUCAGAUGCCACCAAAUGAUGGAAUGCCAGGGGGACCAAUGCCACCUGGUUUCUUUCCGAAUUCUCAUAUGCGACCCUCACCGCCACAACAGCCAGCUUCUCAGCCGUCCCCCCAUCCCCAGCCACCACCUCAUUCACAGAUGAUGCAGAAUCAGGGUAUUCACGUGCUGACUUGUAAGAACUGUGUAUGCAGAGAAUCCGGUUGCAUCAGUAACACUGCAAUUGGAUGUAGCUCCCUAAAGAGCUUCAUGGGCCCCCGGUAUCCAGGAGGUCCCCGAGGUCCGAGUGUACGAAUGCCCCAACAGGUGGAGUUCAAU